AGCUCACAAGCAUUCACAGAGCGUGGAACCUUACCCACUCUGGGGUGGACAUCUUCCUCGAGGUGGUCAAAAACAGCCCAUGAGUGAGCGGCGGAAGGGUGCAGCGGAGUGCGAACUUCUGCCACUCCCGAUCCGUUCCCCGCACUUUCAGUCAUCUCGCAUCUCGCAUCUGAUCCAAGGGGGCAAACCUUCCUGCCGUUCCGAUUUCCACUCCUUCAGGCUGUCCCUUCCACACUUCCGCACUUGAGGGUCCGUAUGUUCCAAAGACUGGGAGGUGGUGCAUUGGCCCAUCGAGUUCGCAGACCAGUCAUCAGCAGCGGCAUUGAUACAGCCGGCAGACGUACUGCAGCUGUCCCUCGCAGCAGCUCAAGGGCGAUGGUUACUACUCCCUCCGGGGGCAGUGACAAUGUUCACUUUGCACAAUUCGAUGUGACCGAUCAGGUCUUCCUGCGUACGGAACAUGUGGUGGGCAUCGUGAACCUCAAGCCCAUCGUACCCUUCCACGUCCUCCUCAUCCCUCCCUCUCCGAGCAUUACCCGCCUCUCCCUCCUCCCCACCGCCUCCCUGGCCCCCUUCUUCCGAGCAGUCCAGCUCGUCACCUCCCGUCUGGAAGAGGUGACGGGCGCGAGCAGCUCCAAUGUUGCCAUUCAGGACGGCAAGGAGGCGGGACAGAGCGUUGCGCAUUUGCACGUGCAUGUCUUGCCCCGGAAAAGGGGGGAUGAGUAUGCGGGAUCUGAUGAGAUCUACGACCGCCUAGAGUCCUUUGGCUUCAAUCUCUCCGCUCUUCAAACCAAGCACGCAGCAGCAGCAGCAGCCUUGGAUUCGCACUCAACUUCGCAAACAAGAAGCAUCAAGCCAGACGCCGACGAAGACCGUCGCCCACGUAGCAGAGAGGAGAUGAAGGCAGAAGCCGACUGGCUCAGAAAGGUAUUCAAGGAUGUAGACUUUAGACUUUAGCCUCUAAUGGGAUAAGAUUGUAUAACAAGGAUAUGUAGUACAGGUGACAUCGAGGGGCGAGUGAAGGAGCAAUGGAUUCAUCCAGCGAGAGGAAUUGCCAAUACCAACGAGCAGCCCAACAGCCCUCUCAAUAUGCUGAACAGACCAUGCCGCUCACUUCUGCUCCACCUGCUCUGUAGAGGGUGAAGCUGUCAUUGGAGCAGUGGCUUCAGUGACCUCUAGUGAUUGUUCAGGAGCAGCUGCAGGCGGAGCUAUUUGAGAUGGGAGAGGCGGCGGCGGUGCUCCUGCACCAGCCGCCCCGUUGACAACGCCAUUGGCCCCCGCUGUACCGUUGAUGCUGCUCUGUAUACCCGUCCCACCGCCCUGCGUCUGCACCAUUGCCACUACUUCAGCCAGAGCAGUCAAUUGGUUCGAGUCCAACCUACCCAAAACCAAGCUCAGGUGCACCAAUUG
Messenger RNA from Microstroma glucosiphilum, 1410 nucleotides. RefSeq names its product HIT-like protein. The transcript has 3 exons. The record is from RefSeq and is a predicted model, not a curated record. The coding region runs from base 376 to 957 and encodes 193 amino acids. Gene Ontology annotation, molecular function: catalytic activity. Lineage: Eukaryota; Fungi; Basidiomycota; Exobasidiomycetes; Microstromatales; Microstromataceae.